Messenger RNA from Megachile rotundata (alfalfa leafcutting bee), 520 nucleotides. RefSeq lists its product as uncharacterized. Lineage: Eukaryota; Metazoa; Arthropoda; Insecta; Hymenoptera; Megachilidae. The record is from RefSeq and is a predicted model, not a curated record.
AUGUGGGAAUUUUUUGAUCCGGUGAUGAUAGAGAUUGAAGAACAGAAGAAUAAAAACAAAUGCAAUGCUCUGUAUGAAAUACUUGGUACACUGAGCAUGGCUAGUGUAAUAUAUUCUUUGUAUUGUCACCAUGGUUCUUACAUCAUCGGCGCCAUUGUUGUUACAGGCGUCUCUGCCUUUGAUGUUUCUAAAUUGUAUCAAAUGAUCAACAGGGAAACCGAGGUAAAAAUUGAAACACGGCAGUAUCGUUAUAUACCCUCCCGAUUAAAAUCCACGUCUGAACCCAAAUCCGCCAUAUUGCUUUGGGUGUUUGUCACCGUUUGUUUCGCAUAUUCAGUGGGUAAUAAUUAUGCAGCAGUAGCAAAUUAUCCUUAUCUCCUGACGAAUUGGGCACUGCCUCCAGAGGGAUUUUAUGAAGGGUGGACUGUGCGAAGUAGUAUUAACGAUUACAUGAUGGCUGCUUAUGUUAUAUGUAUUACAGAAGCUUUUCGACAGACAUAAAUAUUUAUUUAUUGGAAUA